Messenger RNA from Metarhizium brunneum ARSEF 3297, 828 nucleotides. RefSeq lists its product as uncharacterized. The record is from RefSeq and is a predicted model, not a curated record. NCBI's taxonomy places the organism in Eukaryota, Fungi, Ascomycota, Sordariomycetes, Hypocreales, Clavicipitaceae.
AUGGCUAGCAGGCCCCCCAAUCUCCAACUACUUCAAGCAAGCGUUGAUCCCGAUGACGAAAGCGAAUUCCGUCUCCUCGUCAACAACAGUCUGGUCAAAUACAUCACCAUUGAUGCCGGCAUAUUUAGCCAAGAUGACAUGUGCUUCGAGCCUUCUCUCGUCUCCCUGCUUCCACCUCUUCCACCCGGGGACUGGAACCAGGGCCGAAUCUCGCGCAAUCCCGAGACGGGGGCUCCUCACUUUUCCGCCAUCUCCAACAAAAACCUCCCCGGAAUCACCAAGACCUGGCAUCCCACUCAAAUCGACCACCUAGAGUUUCACAUGGGACAAAAACUCCGCUCCAACGUCUACGAGGCUACGUCUCCCCGCUUCAGGUCACCGGUUGUCACCAAGUUCGCCCGAUUCCCAUGGGAGGUGCCUCUGCUGGAAGCCGAGACCGCAGCUUAUCAAUGGAUAGAGGGCUACCAGAUUGGCCCGGAUUUCCUUGGACACCUGACUGAGCAAGGCAGGGUUAUUGGGUUUGUCAUGGCCCGCAUUGAUGACUGUCGUCAUGCCACACCGGAAGAUUACACUCUGUGUUAUCGGGCUUUGUCAAAACUUCACCAGUUGGGCAUUAAACAUGGGGAUACCAACAAGCAUAACUUUCUCAUUCACAAAGGGAAGGCGACGCUCAUUGAUUUUGACAACGCUUCACGGGCCGUCAGUGCCCAAGAGCUAGAAACGGAGCUUGGCGGGCUGCGAAACCAGUUAUCAGAUAUGUCUGGACGGGGGGGUCAAGUUAUUGAAACUAGUUUCAUAGAAUGUACUGAUUUAGACACGAGGGAAUAA